CAAUCAUAUGAGGGGACCCCAAGUCCAGUCGGCCAAUAGGGACAGAGGUCUGGGUAUAAAUGCCUAAGUCCAUCACCUGGCAGAGUUGGGCAACCCCUAUAUUUGGUGGACAGGAUCUGAUCCCGGGAUCUGUUACCUCUUUCUUUUCUCCUAAGCAGACGGAGUAAGAAUCGCAGCCAUGACGAAGAACUGCCACAACGACUACAAAAUGAAGUUCUCCUUGGACGACGAGUUCCCCGAUCUGUCCCUGCACAACAACCACAUGGCCAAGGUGCUGACCAAGGAGAUCUAUGGCAAGCUGAGGAGCAAGUCCACCCCCAGCGGCUUCACCCUGGAUGAUGUCAUCCAGACUGGUGUUGACAACCCUGGUCACCCCUUCAUCAUGACCGUGGGCUGCGUAGCUGGUGAUGAGGAGUCCUAUGAGAUCUUCAAGGAUCUGCUGGACCCCGUCAUCUCCGACCGUCAUGGCGGCUACAAGCCCACCGACAAGCACAAGACCGACCUGAACUUCGAGAACCUGAAGGGUGGUGAUGACCUGGACCCCAACUACGUGCUGUCCAGCCGUGUGCGUACCGGCCGCAGCAUCAAGGGAUUCACCCUGCCCCCCCACAACAGCCGUGGAGAGCGCAGAGCCAUUGAGAAGCUGUCCAUUGAGGCCCUGUCCAGCCUGGAGGGUGAGUUCAAGGGAAAGUACUACCCCCUGGAAGGCAUGACCGAUGCUGAGCAGGAGCAGCUGAUCGCUGAUCACUUCCUGUUUGACAAGCCCGUGUCCCCCCUGCUGACCUGCGCUGGUAUGGCCCGUGACUGGCCCGACGGCAGAGGCAUCUGGCACAACGACAACAAGACCUUCCUGGUCUGGGUGAACGAGGAGGAUCACCUGCGUGUCAUCUCCAUGCAGAAGGGUGGCAACAUGAAGGAGGUCUUCAGACGCUUCUGCGUUGGCCUGCAGAAGAUUGAGGAGAUCUUCAAGAAGCACAACCACGGCUUCAUGUGGAACGAGCAUCUGGGCUACAUCCUGACCUGCCCCUCCAACCUGGGAACCGGCCUGCGUGGUGGUGUGCACGUCAAGCUGCCCAAGCUCAGCACACACGCCAAGUUUGAGGAGAUCCUGACCAGGCUGCGUCUGCAGAAGCGUGGCACAGGUGGUGUGGACACAGCCUCCGUGGGUGGUGUGUUCGACAUCUCCAACGCUGACCGUCUGGGCUCCUCCGAGGUGGAGCAGGUCCAGCUGGUGGUUGACGGUGUCAAGCUGAUGAUUGAGAUGGAGAAGAAGCUGGAGAAGGGAGAGUCCAUUGAUGGCAUGAUCCCCGCCCAGAAGUAAAGUGGACAGACAACCAAUGACUGAAUGACUGUCUGUGUUUGUUUUUUUGUUUUUAUAUUAUAAAAAAAUGAACAGGUAGCCAUGUUGUAAAGUUAUCUUACUGGCUACUUCCUGCUUACUUCUUCCCGUAAAGAAGACACUCCACUUUUCUCUCCACUCCUUUCUUUCUUACUUACUUCUGUUAACCUUACUCAUCUCUUCUUUUCCUGCCUUUUUCUUUGGGUCCUAUAAGUUCCUGUCACUUUAAUAAUCUCUCUCCCCAUCUUCUCUGUAACAUCCUGGGAUCAAUCCAUGCAUAGUCUGGUCAUGGCUAUGUAUAUUCACCCCCCAAAAAACUAAAACAUUUUUUUGGUUGUAAAAUAUAACUGGACAAUUAAACUGUGCCCCCUGGAACAAUCAAA
Molecule: messenger RNA, 1722 nt
Organism: Lates calcarifer (barramundi perch)
Lineage: Eukaryota; Metazoa; Chordata; Actinopteri; Centropomidae
Gene: ckmb
Product: creatine kinase, muscle b
Exons: 9
Coding region: 179-1321 (380 amino acids)
Biological process (GO): phosphocreatine biosynthetic process
Molecular function (GO): creatine kinase activity
Source: RefSeq, a predicted model, not a curated record